AUGCAGGCGGCAAAAGUGCCGCUGAGAAGCCGGUCUAAAAGAGGCUGUUGGACGUGUCGUAUCAGACACCGCAAAUGCGAUGAAGGCCACCCCUUCUGCAAGGAGUGCGACAACCGCAACAUCCACUGCCACGGCUACGGCCCUCGGCCUUCAUGGCUGGACAAUGAGGAGCAGGUCCGCGCCGAGCUCUCGCUGGUCAAGAGGGCUGUCAAGCAGAACGCCAGGCAGCUAAACAAGGGUGGCAACAGGACGGGCCCUCAACUGCGGACAAUCUCAUCUAAACCGCAGCAGGACGCGGUCGCUGUAGCUGGGCCCGAGCAGGCCCUGUGGGCCUCGUGCCCGAGUCAGGAAAUGCGGUACCGCGAAGCUGAACUCAUCAUGCUCUACCUGGACUACAUCUUCCCCAUCCAGUAUCCCUACUACACUGACAACCCCGAGCUGGGCGGCCGCGGCUGGCUCUUCUGGCUGCUGUUGAAUAACCGGCCGCUGAGGCAGGCCUCAAUGACGCUGGCCGCCCUGUACCAGCGGACCAAGUUUGCGCGAGGCACCGAGUAUAUGGAGGCCGAGCUGAUAGAAUAUCACACCACGGCGUUGAGUGCCAUGCGCCAUGCUCUUUCGGCCAACGAAGGUAACCUUGCAUUAGACGAAGGCGGACGGCUCAUUACGUUUAUUUCUAGUGGCUGUUGUCUCAUUAGUUUCGAGAUUUUACAAGGUGGCUCAUUGAGCUGGCAGACGCAUCUUGAUGCCCUUACAACAGUUGUAAGCAAGCUGGGGCCGUUGUUCAUCGGCCUGGACCCUGCUCCUCGAGAGCACAGCAGCUCUCCAACAGAUCAGACGCCGCCAAACGGCGCUGCCAUGUCGCCCAUCUGGCGCGGCAUGAUGUAUGCAAAGCGCUUCGAAUUCACAAAGCUCCUCUGGUUCGAGAUUCUCUCUACAGCAUCCACGGGAGUGCCGCCACGCUUGCCGUACCGACAGUGGCUAGACUCGGAAGAGAUUCUGAUGGCCGACUUUGUUGGCUGCGAGAAUUGGGUGAUGCGUGUCAUUGGAGAUUUAUCAAUGAUCCAGGUGGGAGGCGAGUGUAAUACUCUAGAAGAAAGACGCGAGUCGCUGCUCAGGCUUGAGAAGCCGCCUGUAUCGCACUACAUAUCGCGAGUAUUCGCCACUGGAGCCCUAGUUCUGCUCUAUGUUAUCCUAUCCAGCAUCCAUCCUUCUGAAGCUAACAUUUACGCUGCCGUUGCAUCUGUCAUAAGCGAGCUCCAACAGGCGCCCAGUGAUGUUUCGCUCCGUGGGGUUGUUUGGUCGAUCUGCAUAGCUGGGUCCAUGGCGCAGCCAGAUCAGCAGGCUUUUUUUGAGCACCUCAUGACGCGGAUCUUGAAUAAAACGACGAAUAAAACAACAAAGGACUUUGGAAACUGUGGGAGCGUGCAGCGGAUCUUGCGACAAUGCUGGACCAAGAGACAUGAGGAUCCAAGGUCUGAGUUCACGUGGCGAGAUGCGAUGGAGGACAUUGGAGACUUUCCGCUGCUGGUGUGA
Messenger RNA from Trichoderma asperellum CBS 433.97, 1533 nucleotides. NCBI's taxonomy places the organism in Eukaryota, Fungi, Ascomycota, Sordariomycetes, Hypocreales, Hypocreaceae. The record is from RefSeq and is a predicted model, not a curated record.